UUUAUCCCCAAAAAACCAUCAGCUUGGAGUCCAGUCAACGUCGUUUGUUCUUCUAUGUGCGACUAACAACGCGUUUAAUUAUAGAAAAACCGACGCGUUUUACCUGUACGCUCCACUUAAAGGUUGCAGUGUCGCAAGAUGGAUGGAUGGGAUCCUCCUCAUCUCAUCUUCGCCGCCGACGUGCAAGCAACUUGGAUCCAUCAUCGCCUUGCAACUGAGAUCCUCCUCAUCUCAUCUUCCCCGGCCUCCAGAAGAAGAUCUCGUCCUGUAAGCUUGCUGGUGGAAAACAACCACAAUAUGGAUAUUAAUUUCCAGUUGAUUCAAACUAUUACAAACAAUUUUGCAGAGGAUCAGAAGGUUGGCAACGGUGGGUUCGGAGAUGUUUACAGGGCAAUUUAUAAAGGGGAAGAGAUUGCCGUGAAGAAGUUUCACCCCUUGCAUGGACUCGAUGAUAAGCAAUUCGCCAUCGAGUUCUGCAACCUUAGUAAGGUAUGCCAUCAAAAUGUGGUGCGGCUAAUUGGCUACUGUUACGAGUCUCGGCACAAAUACACGGAGCUCAAGGGGGAACUUGUUUUCGGACAAACGGUGGAGCGAGUGCUCUGCUUCGAAUAUAUGCAAGGCGGAAGCCUCGAUAAACACAUCAAUGAUGAAUCUUGCGGACUUGAGUGGCCCACAUGUUACAAGAUUAUCAAAGGGACUGGUGAGGGACUCAAUUACCUGCACAGCUUGCAGGGAAAUCCUAUUUUCCAUCUGAACUUAAAGCCUGGUAAUAUUUUGCUGGAUAGAAGUAUGACGCCCAAAAUUGCAAAUCUUGGUGUGUCAAGACCUGUUGCUUCAACAGAUAAUCACGACGGAACACUUGGGUUCAUGCCACCGGAGUUCGUUGAUGGUGGCGAUAUAUCAAACAAGUUUGACGUGUUCAGUUUGGGCGUCAUAAUGAUAAAAAUACUCGCUGGAAAUAACGGCUAUUACAGAUGUUCUAAGAUGUCCCCCGAACAGUUUUUUGAGCUUGUAACUGAAAACUGGACGAAAAGGUUGCAGACAAUGAUGAGCUAUGCAUCACUGAAAGAGGACAUCCUACGAGUGAGGACAUGUGUUGAGAUUGCAUUAAGGUGUGUCGCCAUGGACCAAAAUAAAAGGCCUACCGUGAAGGAAAUUGUUCAUGAACUGGAGGAAGUCGAAGCCAAUAUCACAAUAAUGUCACACCUAACUGUGCAGACAGGAUCCGAGCGACACCAAGUGUCGUCACAACAUUUGAAUGAUAUCAGAGAAAAUUUCUCAAGGGAAUGAAUAAUUGCUAAUUGAUGUUUUGGUGUGGUAUAUAAGGUAUAAGGUUAAUGUGUAUAUGUUUUCCCCCUCAAAUAUGCAACCAUACUAUUUUGAUAUAAACCAAUAUCCAUAUAAACCAAAGACUUUAAAUAGGGACUGCUACAAAACGGGGAAGUGGUUGCAGUGAAGAUGCUUGUGCAGUCAACACCAAAAUCACAGAAGCAAUUUGAGAAUUUGGUUGAUCUUCUUAUGACACCGAAGCACCCAGAUGUAGUGUGGUUGUUGGACUACUGCUAUGAAACAAAACCUUUCCUUAUGCCUUAGAAGGGCAAAGUCGUUCCUACUCUAAACAUUGAACUCUUGCUUUUCCUGUAAUGUAUGCCUAAUGGUAGUUCUUGUUUAUCUAAGUUUCAUUAA
This is a messenger RNA of Triticum aestivum (bread wheat), 1686 nucleotides long. Its product is annotated as putative receptor-like protein kinase At4g00960. The coding region runs from base 139 to 1290 and encodes 383 amino acids. NCBI's taxonomy places the organism in Eukaryota, Viridiplantae, Streptophyta, Magnoliopsida, Poales, Poaceae. The record is from RefSeq and is a predicted model, not a curated record. Gene Ontology annotation, molecular function: protein kinase activity; ATP binding. The transcript has 7 exons. Gene Ontology annotation, biological process: protein phosphorylation.